Molecule: messenger RNA, 7765 nt
Organism: Mandrillus leucophaeus (drill)
Lineage: Eukaryota; Metazoa; Chordata; Mammalia; Primates; Cercopithecidae
Gene: CEP192
Product: centrosomal protein 192kDa
Exons: 43
Coding region: 1-7482 (2493 amino acids)
Biological process (GO): mitotic spindle assembly; centrosome-templated microtubule nucleation; centriole replication
Cellular component (GO): pericentriolar material; cytoplasm; centriole
Molecular function (GO): protein kinase binding
Source: RefSeq, a predicted model, not a curated record
AUGGAAGAUUUUCGAGGUAUAGCAGAAGAAUCAUUUCCAAGCUUUCUCACCAAUUCAUUAUUUGGUAACAGUGGGAUUUUGGAAAAUGUCACUCUUUCUUCAAAUCUUGGCUUGCCGGUUGCUGUUUCCACACUUGCUAGGAAUAGAUCCAGCACUGAUAACAGGUAUCCUGAUGUCCAGUCAUCUUACUUAGUAGAAGAGAGAUUUUCAGUUCCAUCUGGGUCAUCUCCCGGAAGCCAGAGUGAUGCUGAACCAAGAGAGAGGUUACAGCUUAGCUUCCAGGAUGACGAUUCUAUCUCUAGGAAAAAGAGCUAUGUGGAAAGUCAGCGUUUGUCAAAUGCUCUCAGCAAACAGUCAGCUUUCCAAAUGGAGACAGCAGGACCAGAAGAGGAGCCAGCCAGAGCUACAGAAUCCUUGCAGGACCAAGAUCUCUUCAACAGGGCUUCACCACUGGAAGAAGCACAAGACUCACCUAUUGAUUUUCAUUUACAGUCAUGGAUGAAUGAUAAGGAACCCAAGAUUGUUGUGCUCGAUGCUGGAAAACAUUUUGAAGACAAGACUCUAAACAGUGACCUAAGCCACACUAGCUUAUUAGAAAAUGAGAAACUUGUGUUACCGACAAGCUUGGAAGAUUCCUCUGAUGAUGAUAUUGAUGAUGAAAUGUUUUAUGAUGAUCAUUUGGAGGCUUAUUUUGAACAACUGGCAAUUCCAGGAAUGAUAUAUGAAGACCUAGAAGGACCAGAACCUCCAGAAAAAGGUUUUAAGUUACCCACAAAUGAUCUUAGUCAGGCAAAUGAAAAUGGUAGCUUAAACUGCAAGUUUCAAUCAGAAAAUAACAGCUCUCUGAUUUCCCUUGACUCACACUCUUCUGAAACAACUCACAAAGGGUCUGAGGAAAGCCAAGUUUUUUGUCUACCUGGGACUAGUAAUUCUGUAGGUACUGGAGGUAGUGGAAGGCACACAGGUGGUCUGUUACCAUUUUCCUCUGGUACUUGGGGAAUUGAGAAAGAAAUAGAAAACGUGAAGGGUAUCGUUCCAGAUCUUAGCAGCGAAAGUACAAGUAAAGAUGUUCUGGUGAAGACCCUCAGGGCUACUGACCUGAAACUUAACUCUGAUAAUUUUCAUGAUGCAAAUGCCAAUAGAGGUGGUUUUGACCCGACUGACCCUGUAAAACAGGGAGUGGAGUGUCCUCAUCAAAAUAAGACAGUUUUGCACACGGAUGGAUGUUUAGACACUGAGACUCCUACAGUGUCCAUUCAAGAAGAUGUGGAUGUAGCCUCUUUGAAGCCUAUUAGUGACAGUGGAAUUAAUUUCAGUGAUGCCCUUUGGUCACCAACUUGUGAAAGGCGAACAUGUGAAUGUCACGAGUCCAUUGAAAAGAAUAAAGACAAAACAGAUCUCCCACAGAGUGUGGUCUAUCAAAAUGAAGAGGGUAGGUGGGUCACAGACCUUGCCUAUUACACAUCUUUUAAUAGCAAACAAAAUUUAAAUAUGUCUCUAAGUGAUGAGAUGAAUGAAGACUUCAGAUCUGGUUCUGAAGCAUUUGAUUUGAUUGCACAAGAUGAAGAAGAAUUUAAUAAAGAGCAUCAAUUUAUACAGGAAGAAAACAUAGAUGCUCGUAAUGCUUCGGUCGCACUGGGCGAUAUGUCCUGGGGAGCUACAAUUAAUCACAGUCUGUUGAGGAAAUCACAUAGCACAUCAGAUUUGGAUAAAGAUGAUGCCAGUUAUUUACGUCUAUCUUUAGGAGAGUUCUUUGCUCAAAGAUCUGAAGCGCUUGGUUGCCUUGGUGGUGGUAACAAUGUGAAAAGACCGUCAUUUGGCUAUUUUAUUAGAUCACCAGAGAAGACAGAACCUGUUGCCUUAAUAAGAAAAUCCGAUGUCUCGAGAGGUGAUUUGGAAAAAGAAAUGGCUCAUCUUAACCAUGAUCUAUAUUCAGGAGAUUUAAAUGAACAGUCCCAGGCACAGCUAAGUGAAGGAUCAGUUACACUACAGGUUGAAGCAGUGGAGAGUACUUCACAAGUGGAUGAAAAUGAUGUGACGUUAAUGGCUGAUAAAGGCAAAACAGAGGACACUUUCUUUAUGAGCAACACACCCCAAAGAUACAAAGACAAGCUACCAGACAGUGGCGAUUCUGUGCUUAGGAUCAGCACCAUUGCGUCAGCCAUUGCAGAGGCGUCAGUUAAUACGGAUCCUUCCCAACUUGCUGCUAUGAUCAAGGCACUUUCAAAUAAAACCAGAGACAAGACUUUUCAGGAAGAUGAGAAACAGAAGGACUGUUCUCACGUGUGUCAUUUCUUACCUUAUGAUUUAGAAAAAAGUAGUGGAUCCAAUGUGUUUGAUAUGGAGAAGUACCUUAAAAAAACUGAAGUUAGUAGAUACGAAAGUGCAUUGGAAAACUUUUCAAGGACUGGUAUGUCUGAUACUUGGGAUUUAUCUUUGCCCAAAGAACAAAUUACUCAAGACAUUCGUUCAGUGGACUCAAGUGCUACUAGUGUAAGUGUGAGGGAACCAGAAGAAAACGCAGCAGCUAUUGUUUAUGUUGAAAAUGGAGAGAGUGAGAGUCAAGAGUCAUCUAGAACCGUGAACUCUUCAAAUUCAGUUACAAAUGUGAGAGAGAAUAGCAGUGCAGUAGUUGACAUGAAGACACGUUCCAUUGACAACAAAUUACAAGAUGUUGGUAACAAUGAAAAAACUACCUCAGUUUCCACUCCAUCUGAUAGUUAUUCAUCAGUGAGGAACUCCAGAAUAACAUCCCUUUGUCUGUUAAAAGAGUGUGAAGAAAUACGAGAUAGUAGAGAAAAUCAGAGGCAAAAUGAGUGUGUCAGUGAAAUAAGCAACAGUGAGAAGCAUGUGACUUUUAAAAACCAUUGCAUAGUCUCACCUAAAAAUAGUGAUUUGAAAAAUCUCUCUCCUGAGCAUGGUGGACGUGGCUCAGAGGAUGAGCAGGAGAGCUUCAGACCUUCCACAUCACCACUGAGUCAUUCUUCUCCCAGUGAAAUUUCCGGAACAAGUUCAUCAGGGUGUGCGUUAGAGUCCUUUGGUUCAGCAGCUCAGCAGCAGCAGCCUCCCUGUAAGCAGGAGUUGUCUCCCUUGGCGUGCUCGCCUGCUGGGGUGAGCAGGCUGACGUAUGUGUCUGAACCAGAGAGCUCCUGUCCUGCCACAACCACAGAUGAUGCCCUGGAGGACCGCAAGAGUAAUAUCACCAGUGAGUUAAGUACCACAAUUAUUCAAGGCAGUCCAGCCGCAUUGGAGGAACGGGCUAUGGAAAAAUUGAGAGAAAAAGUUCCAUUUCAGAAUAGAGGAAAAGGAACAUUAUCAUCUAUUAUCCAGAAAAACUCUGAUACAAGAAAAGCAACUGAAACCACUUGUCUGAGUAGCAAGGCUGAAUCUGUAAAACCUGACUUUAAAUGGAGUAAAGAUCCCUCCUCCAAAAGUGGAAAUCUGUUGGAAACCAAUGAGGUAGGUUUGACAUCAAACCCUGAAGAAGUGGACCUGAUCAGGCUGGCUCUCCUGGGCAAGUCAGGUCUGAGCUGUCAGGUGGGGUCAGCCACAUCACGUCCUGUGUCCUGCCAGGAGCCUGUAGAUGAAGAUCAAAGAAUAAUUCCUAAAGAUAAGUCAACUGCUGGCCGUGAGUUCGGGGGCCAGGUUUCUCAUCAGACCACCUCUGAAAACCAGUGCACUCCUGUUCCCAGCAGCACAGUUCGCGGCUCUGUGGCUGACAUGCAGAACGUGCCUGCUGCUGUGCACGCACUCUUGGCGCAGCCCUCUCUCAGCACAGCUCCCUUUGCUCAGCGGUAUUUGGGAACGCUCCCUUCGGCCGGAAGCACCACCUUGCCUCAGUGUCAUGCUGGCAGCGCCACAGUCUGUGGCUUCUCAGGAGGCCUCCCCUACCCAGCCGUCGCAGGAGAGCCUGUGCAGAGCUCGCUGGCUGUGGGGAUUUGUCUGGGGUCAAAUAUCGGCUCUGGAUGGACGGGCCCCUCUUCCCUCUGUAACCCGUAUUCUAAUACUUUAAAUCAGAACCUGCUAAGCACAACAAAACCUUUUCCUGUGCCGUCUGUUGGUACCAACUGUGGAAUUGAACCAUGGGAUUCAGGAAUGACAUCAGGAUUGGGGAGUGUCCGAGUGCCGGAGGAGUUGAAGCUUCCUCACGCUUGCUGUGUCGGGAUCGCUUCCCAGACCCUCCUCAGUGUGCUCAAUCCAACCGACCGCUGGCUGCAAGUCAGCAUCGGGGUCCUCAGCAUUAGUGUGAAUGGUGAAAAGGUGGAUCUUUCAACAUAUCGUUGUUUAGUUUUCAAGAAUAAAGCCAUCAUAAGGCCUCAUACCACAGAAGAGAUAAAAGUGCUUUUUAUCCCAUCCAGUCCUGGGGUUUUCAGAUGCACAUUCAGUGUUGCUUCUUGGCCGUGUUCGACAGAUGCUGAGACCAUCGUACAGGCGGAAGCUUUGGCCAGCACCGUCACUCUCACUGCCAUUGCCGAGAGUCCUGUUAUCGAGGUAGAAACAGAAAAGAAAGAUGUUCUUGAUUUUGGUGACUUGACUUAUGGAGGCUGGAAAGCUCUCCCACUAAAAUUGAUAAACCGAACGCAUGCCACUGUGCCAAUUAGACUGAUUAUUAAUGCUAACGCCGUAGCCUGGCGCUGUUUCGUGUUUUCCAAGGAACCCGUCCGAGCUCCUGCGGAAGCUGCUUCUUGCACUGAUGUGGUCACCCGGCUAGCAGGCCCUUCUGUGGUCAACCACAUGAUGCCUGCUAGUUAUGAUGGACAGGAUCCAGAAUUUCUGAUGAUUUGGGUUCUUUUCCAUAGUCCAAAGAAACAGAUCAGCUCUUCAGAGGUUCUGGACUCAGCAGAAGAAUUCUUCGCAAAAGUUGAUAUAGAAGUAGACAGCCCAAACCCUACGCCAGUUCUUAGAAGUGUGAGUCUCCGAGCAAGAGCGGGAAUAGCUAGGAUCCACGCUCCCAGGGACUUGCAGACGAUGCAUUUCUUGGCCAAAGUGGCUUCCUCAACAAAGCAGCACUUACCUUUGAAAAAUGCUGGGAACAUUGAAGUUUAUUUGGAUAUCAAGGUCCCAGAACAAGGAAGUCACUUUUCAGUGGAUCCAAAGAAUCUAUUCCUUAAACCUGGAGAAGAACAUGAGGUUAUUGUUUCAUUUACUCCAAAGGAUCCUGAAGCCUGUGAGGAAAGGAUGUUGAAAAUACUUGUGCAGCCAUUUGGACCUCAGUAUGAAGUCAUGUUAAAAGGUGAAGUCAUUUCUUCAGGAAGUAAACCUCUGUCACCUGGACCUUGCUUAGAUAUUCCAUCGAUUUUGUCCAACAAACAAUUUCUGGCUUGGGGAGGCGUCCCUCUUGGUAGAACACAGCUUCAGAAACUAGCUUUGAGAAAUAAUUCUGCAUCCACAACGCAACAUUUACGACUGCUAGUUAGAGGACAAGAUCAGGACUGCUUUCAGCUUCAGAACACUUUUGGUUCAGAACAGCGAUUGACCAGUAACUGUGAGAUCAGAAUUCACCCAAAGGAAGACAUUAUCAUCUCUGUAUUAUUUGCACCUACUCGAUUAUCUUGCAUGUUGGCUAGACUAGAAAUCAAACAACUUGGAAACCGAUCACAACCAGGCGUAAAGUUCACAAUACCUUUGUCUGGAUAUGGAGGAACAAGCAAUCUUAUUUUGGAAGGCGUUAAAAAAUUAUCUGACAGUUACAUGGUAACAGUGAAUGGCUUAGUACCUGGCAAAGAAAGUAAAAUUGUUUUUUCUGUCCGCAACACUGGCUCCCGAGCAGCUUUUGUUAAAGCAGUAGGUUUUAAGGAUUCUCAGAAAAAAAUUUUGCUGGAUCCGAAAGUAUUGAGGAUUUUUCCAGAUAAAUUUGUACUCAAGGAAAGAACACAAGAAGAUGUUACUUUAAUAUAUAAUCCAUCAGACAGAGGAAUCAAUAAUAAAACUGCAACAGAACUAUCGACUGUAUACUUACUUGGUGGAGAUGAAAUUUCAAGACAGCAGUAUCGCAGGGCCCUGUUACAUAAACCAGAGAUGAUAAAAGAGAUACUUCCAGAACACAGUGUGUUUCAAAACAUUAAUUUUGUUGAAGCAUUUCAAGAUGAGCUAUUAGUAACUGAAGGUAAGAAUUUUGUUAGCGACUUGGGAGCUUCUGGGAGACAUGGUGGCAACAUCUCUUUGGAUGUUUUACCAGUCAGAGGUCCUCAAGGUUCUCCUCUUCUCUCACAGGCGGCUCGCCCGCCUCCGGAUCAGCUGGCCUCCGAAGAGCCGUGGACUGUCCUGCCCGAGCACUUGAUUCUAGUAGCUCCUUCUCCUUGUGACAUGGCAAAAACUGGAUGCUUUCAGAUUGUGAAUAACUCUGUGAGGUUAUUGAGAUUUGAGCUGUGCUGGCCAGCGCAUUGCCUCACAGUCACACCGCAGCAUGGAUGUGUCGCCCCAGAGAGUAAACUACAAAUUCUUGUGAGUCCUAAUUCCUCCUUAUCCACAAAACAGUCAAUGUUCCCGUGGAGUGGUUUGAUCUAUAUACACUGUGAUGCUGGACAGAAGAAAAUCGUGAAAGUUCAGAUUCGAGAAGAUUUAACUCAGGUGGAACUUUUAACUCGUUUGACCUCCAAACCAUUUGGAAUUCUUUCCCCAAUAUCUGAGCCUGCAGUCAGUCAUUUGGUGAAACCAAUGACAAAACCGCCUUCCACAAAAGUUGAAAUAAGAAAGAAGAGUAUUACUUUUUGUACAACAGAACCUGGUGAAACUUCAGAGAGCUGUCUGGAACUCGAGAAUCACGGCACCACAGACGUGAAAUGGCAUCUGUCAUCUUUAGCUCCACCUUAUGUCAAGGGAGUUGAUGAAAGUGGAGACGUUUUUAGAGCCACCUAUGCAGCAUUCAGAUGUUCUCCUAUUUCUGGUCUACUGGAAAGCCAUGGGAUCCAAAAAGUCUCCAUCACAUUUUUGCCCAGAGGUAGAGGGGAUUAUGCCCAGUUUUGGGAUGUUGAAUGUCACCCUCUUAAGGAGCCUCACAUGAAACACACUUUGAGAUUCCAACUCUCUGGACAGAGCAUCGAAGCAGAAAAAGAGCCUGAAAACGCACCCCUUUCCACGGAUUCCCUCAUUAAAAUAGAUCAUUUAGUUAAGCCCCGAAGACAAGCUGUGUCAGAGGCUUCUGCUCGCAUACCUGAGCAGCUUGAUAUGACUGCUCGUGGAGUUUAUGCCCCAGAAGAUGUGUACAGGUUCCUGCCGACUAGUGUAGGGGAAUCACGGACACUCAAAGUCAAUCUGCGAAAUAAUUCUUUUAUUACACACUCGCUGAAGUUUUUGAGUCCCAGAGAGCCAUUCUAUGUCAAACAUUCCAAGUACUCUCUGAGAGCCCAGCAUUACAUCAACAUGCCCGUGCAGUUCAAACCGAAGUCCGCAGGCAAAUUUGAAGCUUUGCUUGUCAUUCAAACAGAUGAAGGCAAGAGUAUUGCUAUUCGACUGAUUGGUGAAGCUCUUGGAAAAAAUUAACUAGAAUACAUUUUUGUGUAAAGUAAAUUACAUAAGUUGUAUUUUGUUAACUUUAUCUUUCUACACUACAAUUAUGCUUUUGUAUAUAUAUUUUGUAUGAUAAUUGGAUAUCUAUAAUUGUAGGUUUUUUUUUUACAAGCUAAUACUGAAGACUUGACUGAAAUAUCAUGUAUCUAGCCUACAGUAUUGUACUUAACUUUUACAGGUGAGAAGAGAGUUCUCUGUUUGCACUGAUUAUGAUAUUCUGAAUAAAUAUGGAAUAUAUUUUAAUGUAUAUCCAGAA